AGAACAAAGGUGAAUUUGGUGGAGAAAGUAAUAACAUUAACGACACUAGAAAUGUUGAAUGGGAGAGUGUCUUAGUUGGUCGAAAGGGAUUGCCCGUUGCGAUGAUUGAAAAUCCUUCUGACAAAUAUAACAUUAAUAUAGAGGAACAAGAUACACCAAUUUUGGCUCAACAAUGUUAA
This is a messenger RNA of Cetraspora pellucida, 179 nucleotides long. Lineage: Eukaryota; Fungi; Glomeromycota; Glomeromycetes; Diversisporales; Gigasporaceae. The record is from the annotation of a GenBank genome assembly.